AUGGCGACUCAAUAUGCCUUCCGGGCUCAAAAAACAGCUGGCAUAGCUGAUGGACCUUCAUGGGAAGUCUCAAGUAGGAUACCUGCUGACUCAGCUGCAGUAAGAUGUUAUACCCAUUCUUCUGAUGGUGAAUGGUUCGCAUAUGCCGAAGCUUCAAGUGUUCACGUCCUCCCCUCGUCAUCGACUUCCACUUCGUCCCCAUUGGAAAUCACACAGCCUAAUGUGAUAGCACUCAGCUUUUCGCCGUUGUCGACGAACUUGUUCACUUAUGAACGUCCGGUCAAGCAAGAUAAUGGAGAGAUGCACAAGAAUGUCAAAGCAUGGGAUGUCAAGUCCGGACUAGAGGUCGGUGCAUGGUAUUCUAAAAGUAUGGAUGGAUGGGAACCUGUAAUUACAUCUACUGAAUCACAUCUAAUCCGACCUGGUGGCUCUGAUAUUGCGAUAUUCUCACCACCAUUGUCCACCCGCCCAAUCUCUCGAGUCAAAGUAGAAGGUGUCAGAGGUAUAUUCGUAUCUUCUCCAAGUAGUUUAUCAGACGGUGUCACUUCUUCAAAACCUAUACGUGCUCAUCAAGAACCAGCAUUAGCAAUCUGGAUCGGAGAGAAAAAAGGUGCACCCGCCUCAGUUUCAUUAUAUCCCCUUUCGAGUUUAGUGGGGAAAUCUUCCACCUCAGCAUCAAAUGGAGAUGACAGUGAAAUCAAGACUGAAACUAAAGAUCUACCAAAUACAAAUGCUAGAAAAGCUUUCUACAAGGCUGACAAACUGAAUGUUAAGUGGAAUAAUGCCGGAACUCAGGCACUGUUCCUCGCUCAAUCAGAUGUUGACGCAACUGGGAAAUCAUAUUAUGGGGAAACCAACCUUUAUCUAGUCAGUUUAGAUGGUUCUUUCGAUGGUUUGGUGGAUUUAGAUAAAGAAGGUCCUAUAUAUGAUUUUACUUGGUCACCUAAUUCAAGAGAAUUCGUCGUCUGCUAUGGUUACAUGCCUGCUAGAACACAGCUUUUCGACAUGAAAGCUAAACCUAUCCAUUCAUUCGGUUCUCAACACCGAAAUUUCCUACUAUACCAACCUCAAGGCAGAUUAUUGUUAUCUGCUGGAUUUGGUAAUUUAGCCGGCGGAGUUGAUAUUUGGGACGUUAGUACAAGGAACAAGGUAGCCGAGUUUAAAGCAUCGAACUCGUCUCACUGCGAGUUUUCUCCUUGUGGACAAUUUAUCUUGACUGCCACCUUAUCCCCUCGCCUGAGAGUUGACAAUGGUGUGAGAAUCUGGUGGUGUGGCGGGCAGCUAUUACACAUCCAUCCUGUAGAAGAGCUUUACCAGGCUUCUUUCGCACCUCGUCUUGUCAAAAACAUUGACCCUUUCCCAUCUGUCAUUCCAAAGGCUCCCGAGGCCAAUGAAAGUGUUGCCAAGUACGGCAAGAAGGGGGAAAUAAGUAAUGGAGGAGACUCAAAACCUGCAGGAGCAUAUAGACCACCUGGAGCCAGAGGAACUCUGGCAUCGGAUGUCUAUUCAAGAAGGGACGAUGAUGCACCUUCUUCAGGAACUUCUUCGCCUACACCAAUGUUCAGAGGUGGCAAACCACCUGGAAGGUAUAUACCAGGUGCACCACCACCUGGAUCAGCACCCAAAGAACCUGCUCAAGAAGACAAGAAGAAAAGAACAAGAAAGAGAGGGAAAAACGAAGAUGAGAAAAUCGAAAAGGUUACUGAAGAAGUAGCUCAAAUCGAAAUUAAAGAACCGGAAGAAGAUAAAGAUGAUGCCAAUUCUAAGAAGAUAAGAAAUCUUACAAAGAAGCUCAAAGCGAUUGAAGAUCUCAAAGCUAGACUUGCAGGUGGUGAAGUCCUAGAAAGAACCCAAGUUAAGAAAAUCGAAUCUGAGAGUCAAGUCAGAGGGGAAAUCGCAGCCUUGGGAGGAAGUUCAUAA
Messenger RNA from Kwoniella shivajii, 1920 nucleotides. RefSeq lists its product as uncharacterized. Gene Ontology annotation, cellular component: cytosolic small ribosomal subunit. Gene Ontology annotation, molecular function: protein binding; tRNA binding; ribosome binding. The coding region runs from base 1 to 1920 and encodes 639 amino acids. Gene Ontology annotation, biological process: translational initiation. The record is from RefSeq and is a predicted model, not a curated record. Lineage: Eukaryota; Fungi; Basidiomycota; Tremellomycetes; Tremellales; Cryptococcaceae. The transcript is spliced from 10 exons.